This is a messenger RNA of Mucor velutinosus, 330 nucleotides long. RefSeq lists its product as uncharacterized. The coding region runs from base 1 to 330 and encodes 109 amino acids. The transcript is spliced from 2 exons. Lineage: Eukaryota; Fungi; Mucoromycota; Mucoromycetes; Mucorales; Mucoraceae. The record is from RefSeq and is a predicted model, not a curated record.
AUGCUACACGCGACCACCAAAUUAUUUACCAUCAUUGUAUUCAUCUAUACAAUCAACAUUGUUCAUGCAUUUGAUAUCAAACAAGUGCUAUUCGGUAACAAAGCAGCAGUAAAUGACAAAUUGACCCCAUCUUUCGGCAGACCUGUGGAGGAAAGGCCAGCGUCCAACAGAGCAGAUAUACCUUGCGACCACUACAUUUGUGAAGGUACUGGAGCUUGUGUGUUGACGCCGCUUGAUUGCCCUUGCCGUCUUGAAACAGACAUCAAGUGCGAAGUUGGAGAUUGGUAUAUCUGCAUUCGGGGCGAUCAAUCAUGCUCCAGCAUGCAAUGA